AUGGUUGGUACAUUGUCAACACCCGCCAGGGCUCCUACUAUUCAUCUAUUUGGACCCCAGGCACUUGCCUUUCGUGGAGAGUCUUUCAGUAAACUGAAAGCUGUGCUCUUUAGCGUGCCUUAUAAUCAGUGGAUUCUGGACGUCAUCGAAACUCUUCCGGGGUUGUGGGAUGCUGCCUCAAAAGAACUUCCAUUUAUGCAAAAGUUUCCUGGGGGACAGUUGCUGGAAAACUUGGCUGUCUGGAUCAAGGAGAAUACCACCACAGAGGCAAUAUUUCCUCUCCCCAAUAUCCUCCUAACGCCUCUUGUUGUCAUCACUCAUUUAACCCAGUACCGGAGAUAUCUGGAGCAUAUUGAUCCUACAUACCCGGCAGGCAACUGUUUUCAGUCACCUAUCCAUAUCAAGUCAGAAGCACUCGGCCUUUGUACUGGCCUCCUGACAGCCAUCGCAGUAUCUAGUUCUACAAAUCCGGAGGAGUUUAGACGCAAUGGCGCUGCGGCAAUACGGCUUGCCAUGCUCAUUGGCGCCCUGGUUGAUUCUGAAAAUGAAAGCAACUCGGAAGGAGGGGCCAUAUCUCAAUCUAUUACAUGGAAUUCUCUGAGAUCUCAGGUGAAGAUGCUAGAAAUUAUAAAGCAGUUUCCCCAGGCGUAUAUCUCGGUCCUUUAUGACGAGAAACGAGCCACGAUUACAUGCACCAAGGUUAUUGCGGGAAAACUCGCUAAUCUCAUGAGAAAAGAGGGCUUGAUAGUUGCCGAGCUCAACCUGCAAGGGUAUUUCCAUUACCAAGGACAUCAAGACUCUGUGGAACUACUUAUUCAGCUGUGUGAUUCGAAUCCGGAGUUACAAUUUUCAAACCAUUCAUCACCAGGUCAUUCAGACCAUGGUCAUGAAUCAGAUUCGGAUUUUACGAAAGACACGAAACCCCAUCAAUUAGCUCUAAGAUCCAUAUUGGUCGAACAAUGCGAUUGGUAUCGUACCUUUGCAGCUACUUACACUUCAAAUUCGAAUGGGUCUCAAUCACAAGUGGUUCUUUUUGGUCACGAUAACUGCGUACCACCAUCUAUGGCGCGGAAUCUCGGGCGAAAUCUAAUAAAUGCAACAAACCUCGAUGAAGUGCUGCCUUCAGCCGAACUCCAUCCUCAUUUGGAAGCAACACAUAGUCAUGUACGAGAUGACAAUGAUAUUGCUGUUGUUGGCAUGGCUUGCAAAGUAGCUGGAGCGGAUGAUGUUGAACAAUUUUGGGACAUAUUACGCGCUGGAAAAUCACAACAUACUGAACCACCCUCUGAUCGUUUCCACUUUGGCACUUUUUGGCGAGAACUGGACCCAAAAAGGAGAUGGUACGGCAAUUUUAUAACCGAUUUCGAUGCUUUCGACCACAAAUUCUUUAGGAAAAGCCCUCGCGAAAUGAUAUCAACUGACCCCCAGCAGCGAUGGAUGCUUCAAAUUGCAUACCAGGCUCUCCAGCAGUCAGGGUAUUUCUUGUCUCCGGAUCGGGACAAGCACAUAGGCUGCUAUAUAGGUCUCGGGUGUGUGGACUACGAGCAUAAUAUUGCCUGUUACCCAGCAAAUGCGUUCUCUGCAACGGGGAAUUUGAGGAGCUUUGUCGCUGGUAAAGUAAGCCAUUACUUUGGCUGGACCGGCCCUUCUCUUACCAUUGAUUCUGCUUGCUCAUCCUCAGCAGUGGCUAUUCACCAUGCUUGCAAAGCUAUACUUAGUGGUGAAUGUACUGCUGCUAUAGCUGGUGGUGUGACAAUAUUAACAAGCCCCCUAUGGUUUCAAAAUCUAGCCGGUGCAUCAUUUCUCAGCCCCACAGGCAACUGCAAACCUUUUGAUGCAAAUGCCGACGGUUAUUGUCGAGGGGAAGGAGUUGGUGCGGUGGUACUCAAAAGGCUCUCAACAGCCCUUGGUGACGGAGAUCAAAUCCUAGGCGUCAUCUCCAGUAGUGCUGUAUAUCAGAAUCAAAAUUGCACCCCGAUAACUGUCCCUAACGCCGAUUCUCUUUCAACCUUAUUUCGCGAUGUGACCAAGCAAGCCGGCCUUGAUCCCAAUCGUAUUUCAGUCGUUGAGGCACAUGGAACGGGGACUCCAGUUGGUGAUCCGGCUGAGUAUGAAAGUAUUCUCAGGGUAUUCGGAGGCCAGAACCGUCCAGAUACACUUUCCUUGGGUUCGGUUAAGGGCCUUGUUGGACAUGCAGAAACUGCUGCCGGUAUCGUUUCGCUAAUCAAAGUUCUUCUAAUGAUUCAAGAGCGAUCCAUUCCGCCACAAGCAAGCUUUAACAAGAUCAAUCCUGCAAUCAAGCGGUCUCCUUCCGAUAACAUGGAAAUUCCUACGAAUUUAGCCAAAUGGGACACAGAGUUCCGAGCAGCCUUGAUCAACAAUUAUGGGGCAUCAGGCUCCAAUGCUUCACUCAUUGUUACUCAACCCCCGGAGCAAGCAUUAAGCAGUACAACCCACAGAUCAUCCUUCCCUUCAGGGAUCAAAUACCCUUUUUGGUUCUGUGGAAAUGAUGAUAGCAGUAUCCAGAGAUAUAUUGCACGAUUCCGUCAGUUUUUGGAGUCGAGUAAAUGCCUCGGAAAAACCAUCACCGCCCCUGACUUAUCGUUUAACCUUUAUCGUCAAUCAAAUCGAAUGCUUAGCCGUGCACUGUUGCUAAGCUCUGGCUCGAUGGCUGAACUGGAAGUCACUCUUAAAGUAUUCGAGAACGAUGUCUCCCAAAUUGAAUCAAUGGAGUCCGUUGAUAUUCGAUCCGUUAUUAUGUGCUUCGGUGGUCAAAUAUCGACUUUUGUUGGCCUGGACCGUGAGAUCUACGAUACUUGCAAAAUAUUUCGCAAAUAUAUGGAUCAGUGCAAUUCUAUUAUCAUGUCUCUUGGGCUAGAUGGUUUAUUCCCAGAUGUUUUCCAGAAAUCUCCAGUGAAAGACAUUGUUAAGCUUCAAACCAUGCUCUUUGCCACUCAAUACGCUUCUGCUAUGGCGUGGAUAGAAUGUGGGGUUGAGCCGGUUGUACUUCUUGGACAUAGCUUUGGAGAACUCACUGCUCUCUGUGUCUCUGGAGUGCUAUCCCUUACCGAAGCAGCAAAAAUGAUUAUAGGACGUGCGCGUCUAGUUCGAGAUCUAUGGGGCACCGACAAGGGCUUUAUGAUGGCUAUUGAGGGCGACAUCCAGGAGGUUCAGCACCUUUUGAGCGAAGCAAACAGGCUACAAGAGGGUAGUCAGAAGGUGACUAUUGCCUGUUAUAAUGGACCCCGGAGCUUUACAAUUGCCGGGCCAGUUCAGUCUGCAAAAGUUAUUGAGGAAUUGUUGGUCAAUACUCCAGUAUUUUCAUCAAUGAAGUGGAAAAAGUUGAAUGUUACAAAUGCAUAUCACUCGACCCUUGUUGAACCUCUCGUGGAAUGUCUCCAACAUUUAGGAAGAAGUUUAACCUUUAAUGAAGGUAGAAUCCCAGUUGAGAGGUGUACCGAACAUCCACCUUCUUCUGGCACAUUCGUUACAGAGUUUAUAGCACAGCAUAUGAGAUACCCGGUAUAUUUUAACCACGCUGUGCAGAGGCUGUCACUCAGAUAUCCAUCGUCCAUCUGGCUUGAAGCUGGCUUUAGCUCCACAAUCACAACAAUGGCUGGCCGAGCUUUAAACCUACCUUCAGAUUCUCAUUUCCAGGGUAUAAAUGUCACGAGUGGCAGGGGAUUGCAAAGCCUUGCUGACGCUACUAUGAACUUAUGGAGAAACAGACUGAAUGUCACAUUUUGGCCCCAUCACUCUUUGCAAACCUCUGAGUAUAACCAGUUACUCCUCCCUCCUUAUCAAUUCGACAAAACGAAGCACUGGGUUACUCUUAAAAAGCCAGAAGAAGCGCUUUUUAAACGACAGGGCGAGCCUCAACCCCGAGAAGAGCAACCCCUGGGGCUUUGGGAAUUUGUUAACUACAAUAAAGAUGACAAACGCAGCGCUCAAUUCAAGAUUAAUACUGCCAGUACCGAAUUUCAUGAGUAUGUGGCUGGUCACACUAUUGCGCAUGCUGCUCCUUUAUGUCCCAGCACGCUUCAGCUGGAUAUUGUUAUUGAAGCUCUCCUAAAGCUGCAACCAGAAUAUCUUUCGCACAACCUUCAACCACAACUUCAAGGGCUUGAAAAUCAUGUCCCAAUCUGUCUUGAUCCAACUCUCUGUGUCUGGCUGGAUGUGGAAGCCAUAGAUCCAGACGCACUCAUUUGGGAAUUUAGGAUGAUUGGUGAACCAACUGGAGGUAGACAAACUCCAACGCUACAUGUUUCUGGAAAGAUUAGAUUCAAAUCCAACCAGGACAUACAACUUCUCAAUGAUUUUGCCAGGUACGAACGCCUUUCUGGGCAUGAGCGUUGUCUGUCGCUCCUGAAUGGGGAUGAUAGCGGUGAUAUUAUACAAGGACGCAACAUUUACAAAGUAUUUGCCGAAGUCGUGGAUUACGGCCAAAUUUAUCGAGGAGUCCAGAAGCUUGUUGGAAGAGGAAACGAGUCAGCAGGAAGAGUGGUGAAAAAAUAUACCAGACGGACAUGGCUUGAUACUCCCUUGGCAGACUCUUUCUGUCAAUGCGCCGGUAUUUUUGUCAACUGUAUGACCGAUAUAUCAGAAAAUGAAAUGUAUAUCUCGACAAAAAUCGAGCAAUGGAUUCGCUCACCUAAGCUACUCCCUGGUGAUUCACGACCGGAUGUUUGGAAUGUCCUUGCGCUUCAUCGCUGCCCUUCCGAUAAGGAGUUCCUCAGUGACGUAUUCAUAUUUGAUUCUCAAAAUGGGGAGCUGUUAGAAAUUAUCCUCGGUAUAGGCUACAAGAGGGUAUCGAAGCGAAGUUUAGGGAAAAUGCUUACCAACCUCACUCCUGGAAACCAAAAGGCUGAAGCCAAAGACAUGCAGCCACAUGUGGGCACUGAAAUUGAUAUUGAGGCUUCCUAUUCUACCCCGCCGCCAGUUGGAACAACUCUAACAGACUCUCCCGGAAAUGGGCCGCCCAAGGAUGUUUCUGAAGAUAUAAGGAAUCUUCUCGCAAAUGUCUCUGGACUAGAAACUCACGAAAUUAAGAGUGAUACUGUUCUUUCUGAUAUCGGUAUUGACUCAUUGAUGGGUAUGGAGCUGGCCCGGGAAAUUGAGACAGUGUUCAAGUGCGCAUUAGACACUGAAGUGCUUAAUGCAGUAACCGACUUCAAGAGUUUGAUGAAAUGCAUCCAGGAAGCCCUAGGCUACAAAAUAGCCGAUAAUGUGGUUUCAAAGCCGGAAACGACGAGUACCAUCGAUAUGGGUAUCACAGACGCCCAGACCGCCAACGGUCGACCUCAGGUUAAUGGCAGCCUUGCUGAAGAUGAAAUACUAAAUAUUCCACCUGACACAAUUAUCAAUGCUUUUGAAGAAUCAAAGAGGCUGACAGACGAAUUUAUAUUCAAAUAUAAAUUUGCAGACUAUGCCGAUUAUGUGCUGCCCAAGCAAACCGAGCUGUGCAUUGCCUAUAUAACUGAGGCAUUCGAGAAAUUAGGAUGCUCACUUCAAAAGGCAAAAGAGGGUGAACGGUUGGAUCGAAUUCCAUAUCUCCAAAAACACCAUAAAUUUGUGAAUUAUCUCUACAUGAUGCUCGAAAAGGUGGCUCGACUGGUAGAUGUGGAUGAAAAUGUUAUAAUCACCAGAACUGCCAUCACGCCGCCCCUCAAACACUCUACCAUUUUAUUACGUGAUCUGAUAAUCAAUCAUCCGGAUCACGCUAAUGAUCACAAACUUAUUCAUCUUAUCGGGUCUAAAUUGGCGGAAUGUUUAUCAGGCGAAUGCGAUGGUGUCCAGCUCAUAUUUGGCUCCUCAGACGGAAGAGACCUUGUUUCUGGUCUUUAUGGCAAAUCUCCCAUAAAUAUGGUGUGGCUCAGGCAGAUGGAAGAUUUCAUACACCGUCUUAUACAGAAACUUCCAACUAACAAAGGGCCUCUUAAAAUCUUAGAAAUGGGGGCGGGGACGGGGGGUACCACAGCAAUCCUUGCUCCAUUCCUCUCCAGUCUUCAGAUGCCAGUUGAAUACACUUUCACGGACCUCUCGGCAUCUUUGGUUGCAGCUGCGAGAAAGAGAUUCAAAGAUUACACUUUUAUGAAAUUUCGUGUUCAUGACAUUGAGAAGGAGCCUGCUACGGAACUGCUCCAGAGCCAGCAUAUCGUGAUAGCGGCCAACUGUGUCCAUGCCACGCAUAACCUGGUUAAUUCAACCAAGCAGAUCCACCGGGUUUUGAGGCCAGACGGAUUCUUAAUGAUUUUGGAAAUGACUGAUACUCUAUACUGGGUUGACGUUGUAUUCGGAGUCCUGGAGGGCUGGUGGCUUUAUAACGACGGAAGGAAACAUGUAGUAGCACAUCAAUCCAUCUGGGAGAAGUCCAUGCACUUGGCUGGAUACGGCCAUGUGGACUGGACUACGGGGGCUCGCCCUGAAACAAGUAUCCAGCGACUUAUCAUUGCUUUGACUUCUGGACCCAGGUAUGACCGCUUGCCGAUGACCCCAAACAAUGCUCCGAGUCAAGAAACUGACUUUGUGGCUCGGCAGGCCAUAGUCGAUAAAUAUACGCGCGAAUAUUCAACCUCAUUUCCUGCACCCGGGACAGCCACUGAACCAAUACUUCCGGAAGCGCCGCAAGGACAUAGCGUACUGGUCACAGGAGCAACUGGAAGCUUAGGAUCUCACCUUGUUGCUCACUUUGCACGACUUCCCACAGUCAGAGAAGUUGUGUGCCUGAACCGACGAAACACCGUGGAUGCACUAUUGCGUCAGGUUCAGUCACUAGAGGGAAAGGGUAUCUUCCUGAAUGAGAAAUCUAUGUCAAAACUGAAAGUAAUGGCAACCCAAGGAGAGAAAGAGAUGCUGGGGCUGCAAGAUUCUGAGUACCAGUACUUGGUGCACUCGGUUACCCAUAUUGUUCAUGGAGCAUGGCCAAUGAGCAUAAAGCGGCCAAUCAAGGGAUUUGAAUCACAAUUCCAGUUUAUGAGGAAUUUGAUUGAUCUGGCUGUUGAAAUAUCAAACUUGAAGAGUGUGACUCCUGGGUUCCAAUUUAUAUCAUCCAUCGCAACUGUUGGUUACCAUCCCUUGAAGACUAAUAAGGUUCUAGUGCCAGAGGAAAGAGUGGAAGUCGACUCAGUGCUUCCGAGUGGUUAUGGUGAUGCCAAAUUGGUAUGUGAGAAGAUUAUGGAGCAAACACUUCAUAAACUGCCCGGAAGAUUCCGACCCAUGUCUGUUCGUAUAGGGCAAAUUUCGGGAUCUAGAAAGAGUGGAUAUUGGAAUCCAGUGGAGCAUUUUUCAUUCCUCGUCAAGUCGUCACAGACACUUCGGACGCUGCCUGAUCUUAAAGGGGAAUUAUCCUGGCUCCCUGUUGAUGAAGUUGCAGCGGCACUUGGCGACCUCCUCUUAUCGGACACCAUGCCAUCACCUAUUUACCACAUCGAAAAUCCCAUACGACAACCGUGGAGCGAGAUAGUUUGCCUUCUGGCUGAUACAUUAGAUAUCCCACGUGCUUCCAUUGUUCCAUUUGACGUGUGGAUGCGCCGAGUUCAUCAUUUUACUGGUUCAACAGAGUCAAAUAACCCGGCCAAAAUGUUACUAGAAUUUUUCAGAGAUCAUUUCAGGCGGAUGUCUUGUGGUGGCCUAAUUUUGGAUACCAACAAUAGCAGAAAAGAUUCCCAAACUUUGGCAAAUGCUCAACCUAUCGAUCCAGCCCUUGCUGCAAAAUAUAUAGCGCAAUGGAAAGACUCUGGAUUUCUCCGUUGA
Trichophyton benhamiae CBS 112371 is the source of this 7752-nucleotide messenger RNA. RefSeq names its product PKS-like enzyme, putative. Gene Ontology annotation, biological process: fatty acid biosynthetic process. The record is from RefSeq and is a predicted model, not a curated record. Lineage: Eukaryota; Fungi; Ascomycota; Eurotiomycetes; Onygenales; Arthrodermataceae. The transcript is spliced from 3 exons. Gene Ontology annotation, molecular function: phosphopantetheine binding; 3-oxoacyl-[acyl-carrier-protein] synthase activity; methyltransferase activity. Bases 1 to 7752 code for a protein of 2583 amino acids.